Messenger RNA from Clunio marinus, 414 nucleotides. Lineage: Eukaryota; Metazoa; Arthropoda; Insecta; Diptera; Chironomidae. The record is from the annotation of a GenBank genome assembly.
AUGUCUCGGCGCGCCAACGCAAAAUCUGCCAUCAACACUGUCUACAACCUUUACCUCUGGAAGAAAAAGAAAGACAACAAAACAUUUGAAAGAUUAAAGACAAUAGGAAAAGUCGUGAUGACAUUUUCACGACAAAAUUCAAACUUUGAAAUAGAUUUAUUGUCGAAGCACGAAGAGUGCAUUUACUGGGACUUGUUUGAUGAAUGUUUGAGGCAAGUUGUCAAAUACCAAAAGCUUUCCAAUCUCACUCAAUUCUCAUGGGAAUCAAAUUACAAUCCAAAUAAUUGGACACUCGAUUUUUGCUUUUCAUUUAUGACACGCGGAAAUGACAGCAAUUCCUACACCAUACCUAUGCAAUUAAAAUGUACAAAUCGAUCCAAGGAAGAAAGAAAAAAGGCGGACAAAGAUUUGUGA